Messenger RNA from Nilaparvata lugens (brown planthopper), 12236 nucleotides. It is a transcript of the gene pum, whose product is annotated as pumilio homolog 2. The record is from RefSeq and is a predicted model, not a curated record. NCBI's taxonomy places the organism in Eukaryota, Metazoa, Arthropoda, Insecta, Hemiptera, Delphacidae. Bases 1 to 3621 code for a protein of 1206 amino acids. The transcript is spliced from 22 exons. Gene Ontology annotation, molecular function: mRNA 3'-UTR binding. Gene Ontology annotation, biological process: post-transcriptional regulation of gene expression. Gene Ontology annotation, cellular component: nucleus; cytoplasm.
AUGGCACGGGCAAUUUUGACUCAAGACAGUAGCGGAGGCCAAAUGAAGUGGUUAGGAGGAGGGGAGACCACUGCCGACAUGCUCGGUCAGCCCAACGGUCACGUGGCAGCCUCGUCGCAACAUGUGCUGCGUCCUCAGCCUCAGAUGAUGAUGUCUGAGCAGAUGGCAGGCGGCAGACGGUCGCAGGACGACGCGAUGGUGGGCUACAUGUUCCAACGUCCGCAGGCUGACCCCGAGUUCAGCCACCCGCCUGGCCAACUCAGCCACCUCGCCAACAAGCAGGCGACCGCGCAGCGCUGGGCGCUCGGAGACGACACGCUCAUCGAUCAUAAUCAUGAAAAAUGGAAGUACCCUCCAGUUGCUAAAAUGCCGCAUCCCAUGAACAAUAUGCCUUACGAGGUGCAUCAGGUUGUCAUGAAGAAGUCUUCAGACCGGGAGCAGAGCAUCUGCUUUUUCACCAGAUGGGACAACCCCCUCCCCCCGUGCCCCACCUCGUCAACCCACAGACCAUCAUCUCGCACCAGGACCCACGUAACGGACAGAUUGCGCCCUCAGCCAAGAAGCUGUGGGGUGUCGAAGAACCAAAAGAUGAACCGAAAGGCAUUCUGGGAAAUCUCGAUCACCAGAUGUGGAGAGACUCAACAUGGAGCACAUCUGACCACGCAGUGUCGCAGCCGAUCAUGGUGCAGCGCCGGUCUGGGAGCUUCCCUGGCAGCGGAGAAGCCGGCAACAUUCUCUCGCCUCGCUCGUCAGAGACCGGCGGUCUGGGAGUCAAGAUGGUCGAAUACGUGCUGGGUCCCUCACCCACCAGCAAGGACCUCGAGCCUAGAAUGCGCUCGCUCAUGGUUACAUCUUCAGACCAAGAAGGAAAGAAAGACAAAGAGAAGGCCCCCUCCUCUCCCCUAUGACGGCACAAAGAAGGAACUCGAAAACGGAGUCACUCAGAACGGAGUACAAAACGGACUCGACGAUGACAAAGCUUUCAAUCGUACUCCAGGCAGCCGCCAACCGUCACCCUCGGACGAGGAUCUGACUAAGAACGGUGUGGGUCACCCAGUGGUAGUACUCGACCACCACUACGCGACACCGCCCCAGGGUGCCGGGGGGGCCGAGGGUGCUGCCGCCCCCUUUGAGGCGGCACCCCUGCACCACCAUCAUCAGCAGCAUCACCACCACCCCCACCUGGACCCGAAUGCCGCCUUCGACGCCUAUCACCACCAUCAUGUGGCGGCAGCCGCGCCGCCCCCGCAUCAACAGGCCAAUGCCGCCUCUGCCGUAUCUGCUGCCGCCCCCGCCAGCGACUCCAUGCCGCCGCAGCAGUCCUUCGAUGUUCAGCAGCUGUUCAGAACUCAACAGCCAGCAACCGCAGCGCAACAAAUUCAGCUGCUGCAGCAGCAACAGUAUCACCUGGCAGCGGCCACACAACAGCAGCAGCAACUGGGAUUGGCUGCUCCCACACCGGGCGCCACUUUUGCCCCACCCACUCCCUACAUACUCAACCCACAGGAGCCCUAUGUCAUUGCAGGUCCGACAGUUGUGCCUCAGUACUAUGCGCACAGCAUGCCUUGGGGCAUGUUCCCCACCAACAUCAUCCAGCCGGGUACUACCACCCAGCAGAGGCGCCCCCUCACCCCCUCAUCAGCGGCUACUGAAAACGCCUCAAACCUCACACAGCAGGUACAGGCUGCUCCAGGCCAAUAUCAGAUGAUCUCCUACUACGAUCAGAAUGGAAUCAUGAUGCGCGGAAUCGGAAGUGGCACUCCAAUGAGACUGGUCUCUCCUGCGCCGGUCAUUGUCAACGCAGCCACUCCAGGGAGCAGUAUGCGUCUGAUAGGCUCUCAGGCACAACAGAUAACCACGCCCCCUUCCUCAAUUUAUGGAGGCAACCAACCAGCAUCUCUCUACACCACGCCCAAUACUGCUAAUGGCCUAUCAGGCCUCGCACCUCAGACCGGCAGCGCGCCCGCUACGGCCGCCUAUUCCAAUAACAUGGCCUCACUAUCGACUAACCUAACCUCACUCGGAGCAGGCCUGGGCAUCGGCAACGGAAGCACGGCGACCGGGCGACGGGACUCGUUCGACAGAAACACAUCGGCAUUCUCGCCCUCCCUCGAGUACGGCCGCGGAAAAUGGCCGCAAAGCUACGGAGCACUAGGCACAGUAACAGCGAGCCCGAGCCCGCUAGGCCUGACAAGUGGCGGCUCCCUAACUCCGCCACCCUCGGCGCUCAACUCGUCGUGCAGCCUGCAACUGGGAGGCCUGACCACACCGGGCGGUGCAAGUCGCGGCCUGCUGUCGUCUGCCGCCCCAGGCGCCGAGGCCAUGAACAAGUACAAGGCCAACGGCAGUGCGGCGGCCGCCAUGUUUGGCGCGGUUGCCGCCACGGGUGCCGCGCAGACUAGUGCCGCCGCCGGCAGUCUGUUUGCCAAGAUGGGUGUGGCGCGCACUAUUGGUACGGCGGUGGUUGGCCCCGUCGCGGGAGCUGGGGGCACUUCGCCGCUCGACUCCAAGAGCACCGGACGUAGUCGCCUGCUUGAGGAUUUCCGUUUGUUGUUUUGCAGUAACAACCGCUACCCAAGCCUGCAGCUGCGCGACCUGACCAAUCACAUCGUGGAGUUCUCACAGGACCAGCACGGCUCGCGGUUCAUCCAGCAGAAGCUAGAGCGCGCCUCGGUGCCCGAGAAGCAGUUGGUCUUCAACGAGAUCCUCGUCAACGCAUACAGCCUCAUGACCGACGUCUUCGGCAACUAUGUCAUUCAGAAGUUCUUUGAGUUCGGCACGCCUGAGCAGAAGACUACGCUUGCGCAGAAGGUGCGAGGCCACGUACUGCCGCUGGCUCUGCAGAUGUACGGAUGCCGCGUGAUCCAGAAGGCACUGGAGUCAAUCUCGAGCGAGCAACAGGUAGAGGUGGUUCGCGAGCUGGACGGUCACGUGCUCAAGUGUGUCAAGGACCAGAACGGCAACCACGUGGUCCAGAAGUGCAUCGAGUGUGUCGAGCCCAUUGCGCUGCAGUUCAUCAUCAACGCCUUCCAGGGACAGGUGUUUGCGCUGUCGACACACCCAUACGGCUGCCGAGUGAUCCAACGCAUCCUGGAGCAUUGCACGGCCGAACAGACUGCGCCCAUCUUGGAGGAGUUGCACCAACACACCGACCAGCUCAUACAGGACCAGUAUGGCAACUACGUCAUACAACAUGUGCUUGAGCACGGCAAACCGGAGGACAAGUCGCUGUUGAUCAGUGCGGUGCGAGGCAAGGUGUUGGCUCUGUCGCAGCACAAGUUCGCGUCGAAUGUGGUCGAGAAGUGUGUCACACACGCAACACGCGCAGAACGCAACAUUCUCAUCGAGGAGGUCUGCAGUUUCAACGACAACGCGCUACACAUCAUGAUGAAAGACCAGUACGCCAACUACGUGGUGCAGAAGAUGUUGGACGUUUGCGAGGCGGCGCAACGCAAGGCGCUCAUGAUCAAGAUUCGGCCGCACUUUGGCUCUCUGCGCAAGUACACCUACGGCAAGCACAUCAUCGCCAAACUCGAAAAGUUCUUCAUGAAAACAUCGAGUAGCGUCGUCGUUCCCGACCUGGGGCCCAUUGGACCGCCUAGCAACGGCGUUGUCAUGUAAUCAACUCUACAACAACAAAAUCCAGCUGUUGUGUUAAUAUCAUCGGAACUUGAAGUGGAUAAUAACAUGACCUCCUAUAUCCCUGAUAAUAACUUGUUUAAUUUGUGAUUGAGGGAUAUCUUGAGGGUAUCCAAUAACGUCUGAUGAAAGAACUCUACUUCCUACAACAAAUUUCACCUGUUGUAGAAUUAGUUUUAGGGAUACCCACCCUAGAUAAGGAAAUCUAGGGAGAAAAUUCCUUAGAUAAGUAAAACGGGAGGUUCAACUAUUGCUAAAAGAAUUCUACAUCUUGGUCCACUUACAACUAACACAAGAUUCAGCUGGUGUUGUGUGCAUUGCAGUUAGAAAUAUCUGAGAGGAUAAGGUUAAUUUGUAGUUUAUUGAAUGCUUAAACAUCCUUGAUACUUUAGAAGGAUAAUGUUGGUUUUUAAUUCAUUGAUUGAGGAGGAGAAAUCUUUGAAGCUUGAAGAGGAUAGGGUUGGUUAGUAUUGAAAACAAGAUAGGAUUGCUUUGUAGUUGAUAGAGAUAAAUGCUUGAAACUUUGAGAGGAUAGGUUUGAUUACUUGAGGAAAGAUCCUUAUAAGUUUGAGGGAUUGAAGAGAUAUCCUUGAAAACAGGACGGGAUUGUUGAUCAACUCCGCUAUCACUGUGGAAAUGUUGUUGAGGGGCGAAAGGGGAGCCACAGCUGUUUACAAACUACGGAAUGUAUCAUUUUUAUUUGUUUUUUUUUUUAGUAAAGGUUGAAAAUUCUCGAAUAACAUGUUUGUGUAAUAGAUUUUUUAUCAAACUGUGCUCGAAAGGCUCAAGUAUUUAAUUUCAUUUGUGGACAUUCUCUCGUAGUAUUUUUAUAAAAUUUAUGUGUACGUUUCUUAAAAAUUAGGGCAGGUCUCUGACCUAAGUAGGUAUUACUUUUACUACAAAUUAUGGAGGAAUUGUUUUGAUUGAAUCAUUCUAAAUUGAUGGGAAUUUUUUUAUGUUGAAAAUCAAUGGGAGAAUUUUUCAUUGAGGCAAAUAAUCUUCUUGUAGGAUAAUGUUAGAGACUUUUCAGUAAUUAUUGACCUCAGAAGCAGAAGCAGAAGCAGAAUGCAGACGAGGAUGGGACUUUUUAGUUAUUUUAUCUUACCGACGCGUUGUUAAGGGAAUUUUAUUCUUGAUGAUUUAUGAAUAUAAAAACUGAGUGUAAGAGUUUUUAAUCUGUUUUUUUAUUAGGAAAAGGGUGGAUUUCCCUAAUUCUGAGCUUGUUCAAGCUAGUUGAAAAAUAGAGAAUUCGAGAAUUUUCAAUCGGAAUGUGUUGGAAGUUUUUGAACUUUCUGAUGAAAAACUAUUGAAAAUUUUGAGAUUUGAUUUGAUUGUUGUGUUUGCGAGCUCCCUUACCCUGUCAACAUUUUAUUCAAUUUGAUUGUCUCAUCAAUAUUAUUAAUAAUGUAGUCGGUGGUAUGAUUUUAUUAUUGCUUGUGUAUUCUUUGCCCCGCCUCUUGUUACAAUUAAAUAUCAAUGUAAUCAUUUCACUAUAAUCGUUAAUAGUUAUAAAUACAGCUGUUCAUAUUAAUUUUAAGUUUUUUGUACGUUAACGGCUUAAGAUUUUUUCUCGUAUUUCCUCUGCAAGUUGUAUCUUGUUCAUUAGCACAUAAUAUUAUUUAAGUGAAGGAUUUCUUUUUUUAGUUUUCUUACAAGCUGGUCGAUUUCUAGACUUUUUUGUAGUGUUGUAGAAUUGCUUGUUUAUAAUUUUGAUUUAAUUAAUAUUCCAGUAGAGCGAUUGUUAUGUUUAUCGUUAGAGACUGUAAGAGUGCAUUCGCUUGUAUUGUAUUAUUUGGUUUUUUUAGUUUAGCUAUGAGUUAGUUUUUGAGCGUUUUCUUUCUUCGUCAUAUUUCUUGAAAUUAUCGUCAAUUAUUGUUGAAUACGUACAACACUAGUACGAAAUGUGCCCAAACAUCAAGAAUGUUUCUGAGUCCUGGGUGCAAAAAGUAUCAGUCAUAAAGAUGGAAGUUUUAUUAGGAUAGAAAUCGGUAAGUUCUACAUUCAUAAUCAUUGUAAAGUUAAGGCAUCUUCCAUUGGAGUACUACUUGUAAUUUCUGAUAUGAGAUGCUCAUUUAACCCUCUGCAAGUAAGCAAUGAAAUUGAGUAUUCUGUAAGGCAAAGUAGUCAAGAAUACUCCUAUCAAAAUUAAUUGUUUUUUGAUAUCUUGAAAAUAGAAUCAAUUUCGGACAAAAUUUAUUGUAAGAUAAUACUGUAUUUUUCCGGGUUGAACUUGUCAAAAACCUUUCUUACUUUGUUGUACAGGCUAAAAUUACUAUCCAUCAAUCUUAACAUACUCUUUUUAUCAUUGCUAUAUGAUUAGUAUUCUGUAAAAAAAUAUUAUUAUAAAUUUAAGAACACUUGAGCGAUAGAAUUUAAUUUUCUACUUGAUUAAUAACUGGACCAAUUAUUGCUUUUAAUUGUAUGAUAAAAGUAUGAAAUAUUAUUAAAAAUUACAGUAGGUGUUUUUUUAUAUUGCUAACAAUACUGAAUUAAAACUAAUUCAAAAAUAUACAGAUAAUUGUAAUGUAUUGGUAAAACAAAUAUGUGUGAAUAUUGAAAAAUAACUGUUAUUUCUGUAUAUUAUUGAUUAACAAUUAGAGGAUAGAAGUAUUUUUUAUCAAUUUUACUACUACAGUAUAAUCUGUGUAAUUAUGAAUAUAGUGCACGACCCUACACUGAAAAUCGAAAUUAAUACAAAUGUCUUGUUAUAUUAGGUGUAUCACAAAGACCUUGCUUAGUUGAUUAUUAGGUUAAGAUGGUGUCCCCCCCUCCCCAGUCUAACAUCAAUUUUAUCGAUCGUGACAAAUUUUUCAUUAAUUAUUUUAAAAGGGGCUGAAAUCGCUUCAAAUGUUGUAAACUAGAUUGAUUCAGAAAUUCAACUUUGAAACCAGACCUUUCCCACCUUUCUAAAUCGGAUUUAGAGGCAAAAAUAGGCAUCAUCUUGAUAAAAAAUGUUUGCCCCACAAAUGGCAUGAUUUUUAUCGCAAUAUAGGGUGAGAUGAAGAUCUGCUAAGAGAUGCCAGUAUCAAGCUAAUACCAUACAGCAUCUAGAUGGCUCAAAAUAACAUCACUUUCAGACUAUUAUUUGUUUUCGAAAACAUUUUGGUGAAUUCCAAAUGUCAGUCAAUCACUUCGCAUCAAUAUAAAUAAUAUAAGCAUACUAUAAGUUAACAAUUUUCUACUUAUUCUCAAAUUUCCCUCUUCACAUGAGUGAGCUAUCAGAAAAAAAUAAUGCAUCAUUUUUCCUUGUAUUUUGUAUUGAAGAAUGAUACAAAGUGUAUCUAAAUCAGGCCGCAAAUGAAGUGAAAUUUUUGUAUAGUAUUCACUCACAUAAGUAGUGGAAUGGACCAAUUCAAUCUUAAUAAUCAAUUCAGUUUCAUAUUAGAUUAAGAUCAUUUAAAAUAUAAACACUCAACUAUCCCCUGAAUUUUCUAUCAUUUCUAAAACAUUUUUGCAAAAUGAUUUGGAAACCUAAAUUUAAGCGCGUGUGUGUGUGUGUGUUGUGUGUUUGUGUUAGUGUUGAAAGCACAUGAGAAUAUGCAAAUAUUUUCGAGUAGUAUCUCUGUUUGUGUUUGAAUGGGUCUCACUUUCUCGCAUGCCCUUAGCUGUUAUCACUUCAAAGUUUUACCACACAUUGAUCCAGUCCCGAAUUUAAAUCAUAGAUGAAUUUAAAUAAUAAACCUUAGUGCACCAGACUGUUGCUCAAAUUUUAGAUUUUCGACAAAUUUCAAUUACCAACACUUUGAAUAACUAAAAAAACUUUGAACAAUGGUUAAUGUUUAGGAAAAUUACUAUAUAUAUGUAAUGAUAUCAAUAUUAGUGUAAAAUUAUGCUACUGCAGGAAUAUUUUUGGUGAUGAUUCAUAAAGCUGAGUCGGCAUUAUUAUAACUAGCUACUGUAUUGUAACUGAUCUAAAUAGUUAACUAUUAAAUCUAUUGCACUAAGACUAUUAACUCAUUAACUAUUAACUCACUACACCGCCCAUUCGAUAGUAGUUGUAUAGGACACUAGUAGUUAAUAAAAUUAAUCUAUUGAUAAAACUCAGUAGGUCAGAGAAGAAUGAGCUUCACGGUACUGUUUCCAUUGAAAAGUUUGGCGUUUGCUGAUGGUUUAUUCUACUAAUUUAUUUUAUCUUCAAAAUUUUCUCGAAUCCCUAAUUUUUCCAAACUAUUUUCUGAUGUACUGUAUCCAUCCCUCAAGUACUUUCCUGCUGAAUCUGGAUAACAAUCCUUUUUCUCUUGACCGGCGGAAAAUCUUGAAUUUUAUUUGUUGUAUAUUCUAUCAAAGUUUUUUUUCUUGAUCUUUCAACUUCUAGUGCUCGUUUCAAUAGAUGUUCUAUUGAAUCAUGAAAAUUAUGUAAUGGCUGUAAUCGAUCAAACACAAAGACUCCAAAAAAUAACGCCUUUCAAUUAAUUAAUUAUUUUUCCAUAAAAUAUUAUUCAUUAACUAUACACUACCUAUAUUCUAAGAAAGUUUGAGAAAUACUGUUUCACAAUAAUUAUUGAUGAAACUACCACGAUAAUCAUUGUUCAUAAAAAUAUCUUGAUAAUCACACUGUAUUUUAUAAUAAACGCGUAGGAAUUAGUAUUUUACAAGUACAAUGAAAUAUGUCUAAAGGUUCGCCCAUUUCUCUAAAACUAACUAUAACUAACUUCAGUAAUAUUGUUAUCAAUGUUUGAUCAAAUUAUUUGGAUCGUAUUCUUACACUCAAACUAAUCACAGUAUCAUGUUAUUGAAUUUAAUGCUGAAUAUAAUUAACAUUUUCCCCAUUAUUAUACUUUCCUUUUGUAUUCGAGGAUUGUGUCUGAAUUGAAUUUGAAUUAAGAUGAAACCUAGUAUUGUCGUAACCUAUCAAGUAGAGUAAAACAGUUAAAAGUUUGUCUUGUAUAAAAUAAAUGAUUGUAUUUUAAAGGAAAUUUAGACUAUUAUUGUGGUGAAUAUAAAUAGCACUUUUUACUGUGUAUCAAGUUGAAGAAAUAUUAUACAUAAACCCAACCUUACAUAAUAAUAUUAUAAAUACUUAUAAAUAUCGAUGUUGUAUUUCGUAACUGUAAUGUAAAGUAUACAUAACUUUCUUUGACUGCAUGUAAAUAAUAGUAUAAUGGUAGAAGUAUAAUUGUAUUUAGAAAAUUUGUUUGAUACAAAGUUAUGUGGUCACUGUUUGGAUUGAUUAUUAUUCACAGCAGAGUUGAUUGAUUAUUCUAUUCAAACUGAAGGAACAGUAUUCGAAAUUUCUCAACUGAAUGGGGAAAAUUUGAUAGAAAUUUGUCAGGAAUUUUGAGAAAUGAUAAAUUUGAUCUCAAACACAUAUUCUGUUCCUGUAUGUUCCAGUAGACUGAAAAAUCCUAGUGCUAUGUAUUUUUCUGGUAAUCCAUCUACACCUAUAUUAUAUAUUUCAAGGUCGCAUAUACUAUAUACACUGAUCCACUCUGGUUUUUUAUGUGAUUUAUAAAAUUGAUAGUGUACAUGCAUGUGUAAUAUUCUCUGUAAGAAAUAAUAUAUUCGAAAAUUUGUUCUGUACAAUUUUUUGUAAUUAAAAAAGGUCGGGUGGAAACAAAAUAUUGUUAAACUUGUAAACAAACCGUGCUUGAUGCUUUGAAGAUUAAUUUUUUGUGUAUUCAUACUAUGAAUUUAUUCUAUAAAUAAUAUUAUUCUAUCGUCUCUCCUCUGUAAAUAAAAUAGGAUCAAGGAUUUAUUUUCUUAUCUGAAAGUCCGUGUAAAUUUAACUGCGAGCUCCAGGAAUUCAUUGUAGAUUUGUAAAUUUUGACAACAUUGAAUUUUUUUAUAUCAUUGAACUACUAUUGAAGUGCAGUUUGUAAUUUUCAUAAAUUAUGGGUGAAUUAUUUUUGGUGAUAAUAAUAUUCCUAAAAAUGUAUAAUAUGAUGAAAAUUGUUUCACUGUAAGAAAGAAAAGAAACGCCAAUAAGUAAAUUAUGAUUUUGUUUAUCAAAUAAUUUAUUACAGUUAUUGUAAUAUUCAUUCUGUUUAUUUUCCUUUUGUAUUUUUACUCUAAAUAAUAAGCUCAUAAUAAAAUGAUGUAAAACGUUUUUGCUUUUCUUUAUUUUACUUUAGUAACAACGACUUCCAACAUUUUUUAAAAAUUUUAUUGGAGGUCUUCUACAGAAUAUCACCACUAUUUUAUAAAAGAUGUUCCUCUUAAUAUUUUAUGGACUUGAUUUUUUAUUUUUUUCAACAUUCAGAUACUUGUUUAUUUUCGCUUAUGUCCAUGUCUUAUGCAUGUACACAAACCAUCCAAAAACUUCAAUAUCAUUACUUUCAAAUUAUUUGCUGGUUCUAGUGAUUCGAUUUUUUCCAUCACGGUUUUAGCAUUUGAAACACGAACGUGUUUUGAGAAAAUUAUAAUUAUUUUCAAUUUUGGAAGCAACCAGGCAGAGUAAAAUUUACAAUCUAAAUGAAUUUUAGGCAAGACUGAUGUAAAAAAGUGUGAAGCUAAUGUUAAUGGAGUGUGGAAAUUUGUUUCAAUUAAACCGUUUUUCUAUGCUUUUUUAUACUGGUUUCAAGAAAUAAGUUUUUGUUGUUUCUUUCAAGAAACUAAGUUCUUCGAGCUAGGUAUUAUUCGAGCACUCGUUUUUUUACUAAAACAAACUGUUGAAACUUAGCCCAAAACUGGGAAUAAACUAUAUACUUUAUCCGUUUCAUUAGACUCUUCCAUAAUCUUAUGAUUAUAUCAUGAAAUUCUGUUCUCCAAUUUUUGAAAAUAUCAGCUAGAAAUUAAAUAAACCUCCUGGUUACCUUUAUCAUUCAUUGAUUUGUCUAAAUGGAUAAUAUUUUUCCAUAUUUUCUCAACUUAUAGGCUUUCAACUUUUAUUCAUUAUAUAGGGUUACUACUAAUCUGAAGUAACGUAGUGUUGAAAAGUUCCAAACAAGAUAGUAUUAUACUUUUCAACAAAAAUAUAAUUUCUCGAAACGUUUUGCAAAGUGACGUUUUUCAAUAUAUUUAUCAUAUUUUAUUUGCCUGUUUUAUUUGUGCUCUAAAAUAAAUAUUUUGUAAUUAAAUUGAUCCUUACACAAUUGCACGUACUCUUGUCUAGUUAUUUCCUACGAAGUACUGCAUCAAACAUGUGAGUCAACAGGUUCUUAUCCAGCUAGUUUUAUUUUCCCAAUCAAUUCAAAUCGGUAUCUUAAUCAGUUUUAUGGUAGAUUUACAGUUAAAUUGUAUCAUUGCUUCACAGUAACUUUUGAUCAUUCUUUUUUUCAGUUACAAAGUAGAGAGUUUCUCUGUUAUCAGUAAAAUUUGGAUUUUACAUGUCCAAAAUAUUGUAUUCAGUUUUGAAAUCUAGCAUUUGAUAAUUUCUUAUCUUUAAUGAAUUUUAUUCAUCUUUUUUCAACCAUUCCUGUUUCUCCCACUACCUUCUUAUUCAAAACAAUUAUUAUCUCUCACUUCCAUUCAUCAAUAAUUAGAAAAGAAAUCUAUGUGAAUUGAUAAGUCAUGAAUUUUUAUUUUAUAGUCUUGAUAAGAUUUCUUAUGUAGUGAAGUUCUAGUUUUAGUAUUUUUUCUUUGUAUUAAGGUCUGGAUUAGGUUAUGUGUUAUAGAUUGAGAACAAGAGAGAAAAUGUUUAACAUGUAUUCAUCCAAUCCCAGUUACACUUUUCAUACCAUCAAAAUAAUGACAUCUAUUAUGGCUCGAGUAUGAAUAUCAAUUAAAUUGAUUAUCGAACCUCUCAACUAAAUACGGUACUAGACUUGUAAAUUGGUAUAUAGCAUAGUUGUAUAGGAGUUUAAAAUAUCACGACUUUAUAGAACCUACAGUCCCUUGAAAAACAAACCUCAUAUGAAAAUAAGAAUAUUAUUGUAAUAUCGUUUUUGUAUAAGGUAUUGCUACUACUUAUGUAUUUGAAAACAUUCUAGUGUAAUAUAAAAUGAACUGACUUAUUGUACAAAUGAAAAUAAAUAGAUGGUAGUUUCACAAUAAUUCUAAAAUUUACCAAGAAUUGAAAUUUGCUUUUUACUACUCGAGUAACUUAAUCUUUUAAUAAUAAAGACGAAAGUAAACAUUUUUCUACCGUAUUGCUCUUAGCAAAACGUACUACUCGUUUAUAAAUAUGAAAAUAUUGAACAAAUUUUUUAAUAAUUCGGUGUACAGUUUUUGCGUUAACGGUUUUUACUUUAAUUGAACAUUUUUGCUAAAAUGGUGGACAUGAUUAAUGAUUGUGUAAAUUGAAUUUGCGAGAAUUAUAAAUAACUGUACAUAUUAUUGAAAUAGAUCUAGUGUAAUUAAGCAACAGUUUGUGUAAACAGACAUAGUUUGAAAGUUAUUUUUGUAACGAAAACUUGUAAGAAUUGUUUUUUAUUUGUUCAAUAAUUAUUUUUUAUAAAAAUGAAACUUGAAAAAAUACUUCUACUGGAGAUAUAGUGGAGGCAUUCCUGCUGAAAAAAUGUUUUUUUUACUCGCUUAGUUUUGUAAUAUUAUGUAUAUAAACAGAUAAAUAUUUCUUAAUUAACUUGACUUAUAGUUGUUCUUGUUUCACUUUUGAGUUUCAAAUUAAUAUUUUCAUUGAGAGCGUGUAAAAACAUCGUUGACACUUUUUCAGUACCUAUUCCAAGUUUUCAAUAUUUGAGUAAAGAUUAUUUGAUGAA